AUGGCAUUAGAAAAAGUGUUCCUAUUGGAAAGAGCUAUUGCAUUAAGACAAGCAAGAGCUCAAAAUAAUAUAUUAGCUAUGUCUGUUGUUUCUUCAGGUUCUAGUGCUAGAAUUUCAAAUACAUCAGGUUUAACAUCAGUAUCACAUAAUAUGAAACGAACCAAACAAACAAAUAUAUCCUUAAAUACUUACUUUGUUGUUCGUCAAUUAUCACCUACUGAGCAGAAUAAAUUUCAUCGUCGACUUCUUUGUAUAAUAGUCGAAAAUAGUCUCUCAUUUCGGUUUACUGGAACCAGAACUUUUCAUGAGUUUGUUGCUUUCUUUAAUACCACUGUUAAGAUUCUGAAUCGACAAAUGUUGAGCAAAAGAAUUCUUAAAGAAUAUGCCAAAAAAUUAGAAAGUUCUCAAGUUUCUGCUCUUUUAGAAACACAAGAACUAGUUACUAUUAUGUUUGAUGGGUAG
Dentiscutata erythropus is the source of this 462-nucleotide messenger RNA. Lineage: Eukaryota; Fungi; Glomeromycota; Glomeromycetes; Diversisporales; Gigasporaceae. The record is from the annotation of a GenBank genome assembly.